Molecule: messenger RNA, 6785 nt
Organism: Numida meleagris (helmeted guineafowl)
Lineage: Eukaryota; Metazoa; Chordata; Aves; Galliformes; Numididae
Product: parvalbumin beta-like
Exons: 3
Coding region: 3028-3558 (176 amino acids)
Cellular component (GO): nucleus; cytoplasm
Molecular function (GO): calcium ion binding
Source: RefSeq, a predicted model, not a curated record
GAUAAAAUCUUCAGAUAUUUAGUGGAAAUUGGCUCCCUGAUAUCUUCAUGUUGUCAGAGGACUCCAGGAACUCCAAGCAAUUUUACCACCCCACUGUUCCUUUGGAAACCCCAGUCUAGAGCCAUUUGUAAACUUUGGAUUCAAUUUCAGCUCUCCAACUGUUCAAAAUCUGGUAUUCAUUUUCUAACAAGAGGAGUAAGAGAGCACAGAAAGGGCGAGGGGAUGUCAGAACAUUCAUUACACACACAGACGGUAAAGUUUCUUCUUUGAGUUAGCAGCCAGCCCAUGUGGAAAAUCUUUGAUGCAGCAUCAUCAGAGACGCCUGGAGCUCUUCACACACACAGUGUGGGCAGAGGGGGGCCAAGCCUGGAUUCAUUUCCAGGAACGGGUUACCGAAAUAGAUAUAUCUUGAUUAAAUCCCCAAACUGACAUCUAUGAUUCCAUGUACCUAGCAUUUUCAUACUUAGUUGCAUGUAUAUCUUAAAACAUUUAAAGAAGUGUGUGCUGUGGAAUCUGAACUAAUUUAAAGCAUUCAUACUCCAUGAAAUUCUGGAUUUCCACAUUACUUUUGCUUGCAAGCACACACAUAUAACAUUACAUCAAUACAGACUCUCUGGAAAACUUUCUGUCUGGAAGGUCCAUGGAGAAAACUGUCUUUCAGUUCGGAUAUGGCUGCUCCAGAACUUUUGAUUUGCUCAUCAGCGUGUCUUGCACUCAUGAAAGCAAGAAAAUCAGAGCUUCUGCAAAUCAAGCUCCAGACAAGAAAUUCAGAUUACCACAUCAGUUACAGUAUGAAAAGAAGUUACUCCCAGCCAAUGGCUUCCCCUGCAGUUAUAAAGACGUUACUGACCCUACGGCUGAAAGGGGAAUUUGUGUCCAACUAAAACCACACAAAUACCUGAUUCCAAAAGAAUCAUAUUGGUUUCAUCACACCUUGGUAUGUAUCUCCUGGCAUUUCCCAGAUAACAACUUCCUGCCCUAACUCCAGAGAUUCCACAACAAACUGCUCUUGUAUUUGCAGUGAUCUCACUGACAGACUGUAAUAUUUAGCCAGCAUACAAAUAUACAUAGUAAAGCCUGGUUUUGUUAGGUAGCUGAAAUAAACUGUUCUGCCUAAUUAUCAUUAAAGGAAGGUCCCCUGGAAUCAUACCCAAGUUUUCUUUUUUUUUUUUUCUUUUUCUGUUAUUUCAGUCUUUCAAUUGAUUUGGUAGAUUAGAAUUUUUUUUUCUUUUAAAUAUCUGUUCCCCUCUCUUCUAUCCCUUGCUCGUGAAUGCACACCUGUGCACCUGUUUUCAUGACAUUUUUUUCCUCUCACGCUAAAUAGUCUUGGAAAGAUUUCAUGGCUGCACGUAACUGUCUUUGGUGCCAUCUACUGGCAAGCUCUGAUCAGCCACCAAAACAUUCAAGAAGUUGUACCAAUUGCACUGUAAUCUCAGUGUAGUCUCUUGACAAAAAUCAUUUCUUGAAUGUUCCGCAACUCCAGCAUGAUUAUCAGUUCCUCUCUGAUCUCAUGCCACAUUCUCACGUAUUACCUAGGAAUCUGACCAAAAACAAAGAUAGAUUCCUAGACAGAAAGACUGGAUCAUUAAGUUGACAUAUUCAGGAUAAAAAGACUUUAAAAAUAACUUGCUCCAUUGAUUUUAUAUAGCCCAGAAAGUUUUGCUUUCACCAUGCUCAAUUUACCACACAGCACAGCUUUAGAAUAACGCAGCUAGCACUUCUUGUAAGAGUUCAUGUCUUGAAGAAAUUAUCCAGAAAAACUAAGUGCUAGAUGAGGCACUGUGCAGAAUUUUUGAGGGAAAAGACAGCAGCUUUAUGUUACACCAACCAAGAGUUAGGAUUUAUUUUAUAUGUAACAGCAUUACUCAAAUACUAUCUAGACCUACAACAAUAUUCUGUGCGUGUCUAUAAAUGCGUGGGUGUGUAACGUUCACCCAAUGGGUUUUUACACUAUCAUAAUUUCAGCCAUUCUCAAGACCACUGAGUUCCAACAGAUUUCGUAACGCAGUUGAGCGGAGGACCCAGCAAGAGAAAAGCUGCAGCUUGUGCUUAGUCACUGUUCAAAUCCUUGUGGAAGUUUAUCUUCUCAAUUAAGGAAAGAAGAACCAAAUAUUACCAAUUUCAUUGUUCAGUUUCACUCCUUACCUUUUACUGACGCAUACUGCUUUGUGCUACUGAAUGACUGACUACUGUGAUUUAAAAUGCAUGCCAUGCAAUGAAUUAAUCCUGAGGAAAUGCGUCUCAGCAUUAGUGUUAUUUGAAGACUGUUUAGGUAAUUGCAAGAGUAAUGCUUCAUGGGUAACUUCUGUCAGGAUCGAGCUCCUAAAAGUCUAAGUCUCUGAGGAUGUCCACUUGUAGCUAUCAUGUAAGCAAUUAAAAAAAAAAAAAGAUUCAUUCACAGCUCAAAAAUCACACUAGACUAAAAAUGAGUGCAAGCAGAGACGAUUUACUUUGUAUAGCACUAAACCUUAUAUAUUGUCUAAAACACCAUGCACAUUCCUUUGGGAUAUAAAUAUCAAUCUGAUUAGCUAGCAGGUUUUGUUAGCCACAGUAACUUAUCCCCCAGGGUAUCUGAGCCAUCACGUGGCUCUAGGACUUCUGUGAAAGGUCGAGAGGACUUAACUAAGGUCUAUAUAAGUCAUUAGCCCUGUCAUCUGAAAAAGAAUCAAGUCAAGAGGACUCUGCAUAUCCUUUACCUUAAAGCAUUUUCUGUGCUUGGCGUGGGAAAACUAAGAGUCAAGGUGAACUGAACCUUUCUCCUGGGGGCUUUUGAAAUCAUCCCAACAAUCCAUGCAAAAAAUGCAUAAAAUAAACAGGAGAUCCCCAAAUCUCAUGUUAUUCUAUAAAUACUUUUGGUUUUGUCCUCAGCUUAUGCACUUCAAAACAUAGCUAGAGACAACACCAAGGCAGAUGUACUGUGCAUGUCUGAACUACAGGACAGAACAGUCUCCUCUUGCAGGGCAGCUCCUUUGGUUUGUGCUGGGACCUAUGUUGCAACCAUCCCGCUAAUCAAACCUGGCUGCCUACAUGAGGCAGCAUCAAAGGAUGGUGGAAGAGAUCAAUACAAACUCUACCCAACAUUGUUUUUCGUUCCACAGUAACACUGACAUGGCUCUUGUUGGUAUCCUGACAGAAGCUGAAAUUGCUGCUGGCCUACAGAGUUGCCAAGCUGCUGAUUCAUUCAAUUACAAAACCUUUUUUGUCAAAGUGGGUCUGAACUCCAAGUCCAAAGACCAGCUGGCCAAAGUCUUUGGGAUUCUGGAUCAGGACAGGAGUGGUUUUAUUGAGGAAGAUGAACUGAAACUAUUCCUGCAGAACUUCUCAGCCAGUGCCAGAGCUCUGACUGACGCUGAGACCAAGGCAUUCCUGGCAGCAGGAGAUAGUGAUGGAGAUGGUAAAAUUGGAGUGGAUGGUAAGACUCCCUUCACAGAACAGAGCAGUAUUUGCCCUUGGAACUUCCUAGCUCAGGGCAGCUGCCAUGCUCCACACACUGGUAGUUAUGGAUCUGAUUCUGAGGUGCUCAGCUCUGUUCUCUAUUGCAGAGGGGAUCUAACAUAGGAGUGGGUCUGUAUUCUGCCUCAGCUAUAGGUGGUCAGUCACUUUUUCAUGUAUGUAGACUUUUGCAGGGAUGGACCCCAAAUUUGUAUUUUUAAAAUUUUAGUAUUUAAUUUUGCUACUUUUUAUCAUUAAACUACCAAUACAAUAUGAUUCUUGAAUGCAAUAUUUGAUUUAAGUACCUCUUGUUAUUAUUAUCAGUACACAAUGUAUAACAUUUUAGGAGUGAUUAUCAGAUCAGUUAAUUAAGAGAUUCAGAAAGUACGUUUUUGAAUGUGCAGUUACAAAAUUUGGUUUCAUUUUAUUGUUCUUUUCUUUCUUUUUCAGAGUUUCAAGCCCUGGUCAAAUCUUAACAAGCAGUCCAGAGAAAGACCAAGAUACCUGCACCAUAAACAAUCUUUCCUAUUGCAAGUCUAUUAUUUAUGUUGUGCCCUGAAAGGUCAUGAACAGUUGUUGGCAAGUGACUUCACAUUGCUAGAAAACAUAUGUAGUAGUUUAAGCUCUACUUAAAACCUUGUUCCCCAAUGUCUUAACCAGACGGUCUCUAUACCACUGGGAGACUGAUUUAGAAUCCACUCCACUCAUCUGAAUAUUAAAAAACGUUAAGAGAAGUUAAAACCAUCUCUGCAGGCCAUUUAGUUUUCAGCAUUUGCAUAAACAGCUAGCAUCUGUUGUAAACAACUUGAAUUAAUAAAAUGUCUGUGUAUAAAACCUGAUUAUGCAAACUGGUAGCAGUGACAUCAUGCUUGUAUAUUCAAGACGUGUAUUUAGUACUCCGUAUGUUUUUAUGUCCUUCUUUUGCAACUAUGUUUCAUACACUACUUAAAUGGCAGGACUUUGUGCUAAUUAAGAUGUUAAUUGUAAUAUAAGAUUAAAUGAAUCAAGGUGAAUCCAGAUUACUGAAACAGAACUACAUUCAAAAUUCUCCCAGGAAUAGCUCACGUUCACAUCCACCUGAUGGCACUAUUGUUCCACUUACAAGAAGUUAAAGCAGUACUCUGUUUGAAUUAAUUCAAGUUGGAAUAUUUCCAGUAUCCCAUUUGUCCACUUCUGCUUAUAACUCAACUUUCCCAGAUUAAAUUAUCUCUGAACACAGAAUGCUAAAAUUUUUCUUUCCCAAAGGAGAGGUCUCUGUGCCUCAGAACUUGGGAGCAGGAUGGAGGGAGGUCAGAAGGAAGGUCUGUGGCGCUAGCUCGCACCUGGAGAAUGAAUACCUUCUGGUAGAUCCACUGAGGACACCGAAACCCCAUAGUGGCAAAUCCCAGGUGCAAAGCCCUUUCCUAUCCACAUCCAGCGGAUAGGAUCCGCAUCCAUGCUAAGCUGCACUUAGCAAGUUACACACCGUGGCUCAGAGUACAAACAAAGGAGAAAGGACUGCACACGGGCAGGAGCCAAGGGCCAAGCGUUCCUCUCUCUUCCAGUAAGAGACAUGAAGGGCUACACAGAGCCAGAACAGAGACGCUGUAUCUUUCAAUCAUACCAGAACUUCUGCCAAAAUGAGCUCUUGUACAAUCAGUGUAAAGAGUAUUAAUUGCCACUCACAUAGUUGUAAAAGUAAAUGCAUAAAUACUUGUGAGGAAAGACUACCAAAAUGAAGAGUGACAAAAAAAAAUUCAUUAGGAAAUCCAUCACUUUUUUCUUUACAGGUAGAUUAAAUAGCAAACAGGAAAUGUGAAAUGAGAUAAGUGCAACAUUGUGGACAGUUCUCAUUAACUGAACUGCAUCCAGUUUGUGCACCAACCACAUUUGGAUUCUGUCAAAAAACAGAGUGUGGUGAAGUUACAAUUUCACACAGCACACACAGCAAUCAAAUGUUACAAAAGUGAAUGGCUAACUCACUGCCUAACUAGACAUUGCAGUCUUCAUGUUAUUUUUAGAUUUACAGAUAUGAUAAAAAUAAACAGUUACCCAAACAUCCUUUAAAAUAAAUAAAUAAUCAAAAUUGUUUCUUAUCAUUUGGAAGGGAAAAAGACUUGGAACUCUUGAAAAGUCUUUCCAUGGGCAUUCAUCCUGUAAAAAUCUGUGUGACUGUCUCAUGUGGCAUUUCUUGGAGCUAUUUAAGAAGAUGUUCCAGUAUUUGCAGAUCAAAAAUGUUCAUUUCAAAAUUAUCUACUAAUGCUACAAUGGUACUGAUGCAUAGUACAUUUAAGAUAAGACAUUACAGGGAAACAAGAAAACAUCAAUACAAGGUUGGGGAAAUUACCACACUGCAGAAAAUUAAAGAAAGCUACGUGACUUUAAAGAAUACUCAGUAAUUUGUUCAUGCCUUAUACAUUAGCCAAAAUAUAUCUCUCCAUUAGCUCUAAUGAACGAAGCAGGCCCUCAUUUUGUAGAAUUUCCUGAACGGUGAGAAAAAGAGUCAUCCAUUAAAUGAACUCAUUUACAAUUUCAGCAUCUUCUCAGGAGAGCAAUAAACAAAGGAAACUCUGAGCAAUAAUAACUGAAGUCUGACUGCAAGGCCAAAGGCUAUCGUUAAUGUCAGAUAGCACUGUGCACUUGUCUGAUAUGCUUUGUAUGUUCAGCACAUAAUAUGGUUCACCUGAAGAUCUUCAAGUGUUGUGCCAAGAUUAAUGGCUCACAGAGACAGAAGGGCACAGACAGCUCAGAUAACUUUCGAGUUAUCAGGCAUCUCCUUCAUUUAACCACACUUACUUCCACGCUGACUAUUCUGCCAGGUCUAUACAAAUCUACGACCAUUUCACCACUUACCAUUCCAUUAAGGACAUUAAAAAAUUAAUGACAGGCUAGGUCUGAUAUCAGCCUCAGCGAUCACGCUGGCUUGUUAGGGUUUUAGACCUUUCCUCCCUUCAGCAUUACCUCUAAGCAGAUCAGUGCAGAAAACGCUGUUUCUGUCUCCCAGAAUACACACUCAUUCUUUUUCUUUCUUUCACUCACACCGCCUGUCCACCACUGUGAAAAGUCUUCUCCAAUCUUCUGCUGUAAGAAAGCUCUCUGAAUGGUGCCUGUAAGGCCACGACCAGAAGGAACGCUGCAUGACCAUACACAUGCACCUCCCCAGCAGGUCCCUUCAAGUGAACAGCAUUCUUCUGGACUCCUAAGUUGUUAGGUCUGAGACUGUCCCGCAUUUAGCAAAUGCUUUAUCCAACUCCGUCCACCAGCCUUUAAAUACGGGACUGACUUUUGUCUAUCUGAUUUCUUCACAAGCUUUAUGCACACGUUUUAAGUGCUAUGCAGAAUCUAGACACCUGCUUCUCCCUUCUUUAGAAGGC